AUGAUUCAACAGCCUCCCGUCCAAGACUUGUCUUCGCUCAACCGGAGAGGUUCUAUGCCAUCUCGUUCUUGCAGGGCCGAUGGCCACGGUGUAUCCGCCACGGUUUGUGCUAAUUGUUCUACCACUACCACACCCUUGUGGCGAAGAGCGCCGAACGGAGAGACGAUUUGUAAUGCAUGUGGGCUUUACCUGAAGGCCCGCAACACUGUUCGCCCACCUUGGUUAAAACGCAACGCAAUCAAGAAAGCCACUCCUGCUAUUUCGGAAGCUCCCGUUAACAAUAGCGGUGGCACCUGCCCUGGUGAUGGGCACUGUGAUGGCACCGGAGGAUCAAGCUCCUGUGAUGGUUGUCCGGCUUACAAUCAACAUCAGGUCAACCGUCAAGCUUUGGUUUGUGCAAAUUGUGGGACCAAUACCACUCCUUUGUGGCGCAGGGAUGAGGCUGGAAAUACGAUUUGCAAUGCUUGCGGUCUUUAUUUCAAGUUACAUAAUGUUCAUCGACCUGUGACCAUGAAAAGGUCUGUAAUCAAGCGACGCAAGCGAGUUGCCUUAGCAUCUUCACCUCCUCCACAAGUUCACCAUUCAAAUGGUUCUGACAACGAACGAUCCCACAAGAGACCUCCCACUCCAGCAUCAACCUCCGGAUCUGAACGUGGUUAUUUUUCCUCUGAUGAUGACAUUUGUUCAAUUGAGGAUUUGUCUUCCGUAAGUCGUAAGAGAAAGGCUGAUGAUUCGACGGUUUCCAAUGGUAAACGUCGAUGUGGAAACAAUGGCAGAGCAUCCGCAAUCGAAGAUCAUCAUUACACUUCUAGACGUAGUAGUGCUCAUCAUCAUCAUCACGGUCGUCAAAUCAAUGAUGAUGAACGUCGCAGGAGCUUAUCUCCCGUUGAACCUUCUUUGAAUUCUGGAAUGCCUCAGGUUCACAUUCACCAGAAUAACAACUCUUCUUAUGAUGGCCAUAUCUUGGGAACACCGAACGUUCCAUUACCGUCUGUCUUUUCUGGUCAAUUUGGUAAUGACAGUUCGGCUCCAUCUCAAACCCAAAACUCGAGUUCAAUUUCUGCAUUGUUGAAUCCUAGCCCGGCAAAUAAUGUUGGACCUCAAUUGGCUCCAAUCAAUUCCGGUCAACCUGCAACUACCGAAGCCACCGGCACCAAAGGAAUGUCUAUGGGCUUGCCUGUCCCCAUGAACGCUCAUCACCCAUCUCAACCAAUCCAAGGCGUCAUUCCACCCAUGGCCAACUCAGUUCCUGAUCCCAACCUUACCCAUCAAGUUUUGCAAGCUCACCGUCAGGAAUUGCAACGUGAAGUUUCGCAUCUUAGUAUGCUGUUGAACAGGACUACUGCAAUCUUGGUUGGAUUAGACCAAGCCAUGGCUUCAAAUGCCGUAAAUCGUAGUGGUAUCGAUUCGUGUAUGACAUAUAGAUCCUCAACUGACAAUGGAUCUUUGCUUGGUAACAACAGAAGUACCUACGUUGGCUUGCCAACUCCACCUGUCGUUUCCGUGGGACAGCAAUCAUACAUUCUCCCACCACUGUCUCCGUCUUCAUCUUCUGAUAGCCAA
Molecule: messenger RNA, 1563 nt
Organism: Acaulospora morrowiae
Lineage: Eukaryota; Fungi; Glomeromycota; Glomeromycetes; Diversisporales; Acaulosporaceae
Source: the annotation of a GenBank genome assembly